Nelumbo nucifera (sacred lotus) is the source of this 636-nucleotide messenger RNA. The record is from RefSeq and is a predicted model, not a curated record. NCBI's taxonomy places the organism in Eukaryota, Viridiplantae, Streptophyta, Magnoliopsida, Proteales, Nelumbonaceae.
AUGUCAGUAGUCAACCCUUCCUUGUUUAUUUACCACAAGGAUUCGGUCGUUCUAUACGUGUUGGUCCAUGUCAAUAACAUCCUUCUCAUUGUUUCCUCCUCUUCUGCUCUUGAUGAUUUAGUUGCCACACUUGGUCGUGCUUUCUCUUUAAAGGAUCUUGGUCCGGCUCAGUACUUUCUUGGCAUGGAGAUUACACCAAAAUCCCAUGGCAUCGUUUUUACUCAACGAUGGUACAUUUUGGAUCUCUUGCAACGCACCAACUUGGUUGAAGCUAAACCUCUCACUUCUCCCAUGGUUGUUACUACUAAGCUCUCCAAGUUUAGUGGUGAUCAUCUUUUUGAUCCUUCUGAGUAUCAGAGAAUCAUUGGCUCUCUUCAGAAUGUUACCAUUAUGAGGCUUGAUAUUUCCUUCUCUGUGAACAAGGUGUGUCAAUUUCUCCAUUCUCCAACAAUAGAACACUGGACUACUAUUAAGCGGAUACUUCGGUAUCUUAAACACACUGCUAAUAAUGGUUUUCAUUUUUACUCCACAUCAGCUCUCCUUACUCUUCGAGCUUUUUCCGAUUUUGAUUGGGUCGGCUACCCUGAUGACAGAGGUUCUACUAGAGGUUAUCUCAUUUAUCGGGGUGCAAUCUAG